Messenger RNA from Strongylus vulgaris, 890 nucleotides. The record is from the annotation of a GenBank genome assembly. NCBI's taxonomy places the organism in Eukaryota, Metazoa, Nematoda, Chromadorea, Rhabditida, Strongylidae.
CAUGUGGACUUUACGGUCGAGGUGGAACGGGCUUUACGGGUACUUGAUGGUGCUGUGCUUGUACUUUGUGGAGUUGGAGGGGUGCAGUCGCAAACUUUCACUGUUAAUCGGCAACUGAGUAGAUAUCAUGUGCCGUUCAUCUGUUUUGUCAAUAAAAUGGACCGAACAGGCGCCUCGGCACUUCAUGCGUUAGAUGGACUUCGUAACAAACUUAAACACAAUGCAGCACUCAUCCAUCUACCAAUUGGCAAAGAUUCCGGCUUUCGCGGGAUCGUCGAUUUGAUUGAAGAAUGCUGUAUCUUCAAUGAGGGGAAGGAUGGCUUGAUAAUUCGAAAGGACGACGUUCCUAAAGAUAUGCGCAGUCAAGUUACUGACUUUAGACAAGAAAUGAUUGAACAUCUUGCGAACGGAGAUGACGCUAUGGGAGAAAUGUUCCUUAAUGAGGAAAAUCCUAGUCCAGAUCAAAUUCACGCAGCUAUCCGUAGAGCAGUCAUCAAGCGGACAUUUCUACCCGUUCUUCUUGGUUCGGCAUUGAAGAACAAAGGAGUACAAACGAUGAUUGAUAGCGUGGUUCAAUAUUUGCCCAACCCUAGUGAAGUAAUCAAUAGAGCGAAUAUUUUAUUUCUAAAAUUUAGCGAAGAAUCAACUAUAAUCUUAUCUCCGGAAAGAAAUAAUCAGAAACCUUUCGUCGGUUUGGCAUUCAAGCUUGAGGCUGGUAGAUACGGCCAGCUAACAUACUUCCGAGUAUAUCAGGGGCAGCUGAAUAAAGGUGAUACUAUAUAUGCCUCAAAGGAUAAACGUCGUGUACGCGUGCAACGGUUGGCUCGUAUGCAUGCUGCUGAAAUGGAGGCCUUCACUGAGCAGUACUCAAAUGAAAUGAGUUUAUAAGC